Molecule: messenger RNA, 3659 nt
Organism: Acanthopagrus latus (yellowfin seabream)
Lineage: Eukaryota; Metazoa; Chordata; Actinopteri; Spariformes; Sparidae
Product: septin-9-like
Exons: 12
Coding region: 318-2222 (634 amino acids)
Biological process (GO): cytoskeleton-dependent cytokinesis
Cellular component (GO): septin ring; cell division site; microtubule cytoskeleton
Molecular function (GO): GTP binding; GTPase activity; molecular adaptor activity
Source: RefSeq, a predicted model, not a curated record
UCCUAACAGACUGUCUCCCCAAGUGGCUCACGCAGGGAAAUUAAGACCGGAAUAAGUUCAGGAAGUUCAAUAAGAAGUGUGUUUACCUGCGCUCAGGUGCGUUUAGAGAGCUGACCGUCCAGGAGAGGCACGCAGAUAGAGAGAGAGAGGGGGGGAGAGAGAGUGAAAAAAAAAGAGAGAGAGAGAGAGAGAGGAGCGCACAGAAAGACACAAUCUGGAAAAGUUUCGGAUGCAAACGUCUCUUUGACGCACUGAGGAACCGGAGCGACUCAUCAAAUCUUACCACUGAACGACUAAGAGACGACACAUCCACAACCAUGAGGAAAGCUUCAUAUCCAAUGAGAUCAGCCAGUGCUCGGGCGAGGAGAACAGAAAGGGAGGCGUCUGGCAUCACCAGUCCCACACUGAAGCGGUCGUUUGAGGUGGAGGAGACAGAUUCAUCCACACACCCAUCUCCACUGUCUCGUCGGACCACCAACCCCCUCCGCUCAUCCACCUCCUCCACAUCCAGCCAGCGGAGUUAUGACCUGAGUUCCCGCAACUCUGACUACUCUUCUUCCAGAUCUUCACCCUCCGAGUCCUCCAAUCCGCGCUCACCAAAGACCGGCAUGAGGCGCAUUGAGUUAACAGCUGGCCGCAACCCUGACACGGCCUCUUCCCGCCGCACAGAAAUCUCCAUUGAGGUCUCCUCUAAACAAAUUGACAACUCCCCCAGUGCUGGCAUAGCCCGCUUUGGCCUCAAACGGCCUGAGGUCAGCCUGAGCAGUCGGAGUUCUUCCCUCGAAAGCUCUUCCAACUCCAUCUCCAGCUCCACAAACAGACGAGCAGAGCUCGGCAUGACACGGCCCAGUGAGCCCCCCGCCCCUCCCAGGAGGAUGGAUGCCCAGCUGUCCUCAGCCCCGGUCUCAAGGAUCCCCGAGCCCCCACAGAGAAGAGCAGAGCCCCCGUCUCCUUCCCUCAGCCCAGUAGAGGGGGCCUCCAGGAGGCCAGAGAUGCCUGUCUUCAGACAGCCGGACGGUUUGGUGCCAGGCAGUGCAGUGGAGAACAACAACCACCCACCUCCUGCACCUAGUGCUCCCCUGCCUUCCCUGGCAGAGCCGAGGAUUGAGAGGGUGCAGUCGCCUGUUGCAGAGACUCCCACAGCUAGACCAACAGACAGGCCAGAGGUGAUUCCCAGCUACAGCAGCAGUGCCAUGUCUGAGGCAGUGUUGCCCGAUGUCAUGGUGCCCCCAGCGGUGGGUGGCCUAUAUGGAGAGAAGGCCGGUGGCCCUGUGGUGGACUUCAGCUAUGUGGGCAUAGACGCCAUUCUGGAGCAGAUGAGGAGAAAGGCCAUGAAGCAGGGCUUUGAGCUCAACAUUAUGGUUGUGGGACAGAGUGGCCUAGGAAAGUCUACUCUGAUGAACACGCUGUUUAAGUCUAAAGUCAGCCGUAAGUCAGUGCUGGCCACGGCCCAGGAGAAGAUCCCCAAAACGAUCGAAAUAAAGUCCAUCAGUCAUGACAUUGAGGAGAAGGGAGUGAGAAUGAAGUUGACAGUCAUUGACACACCAGGCUUUGGAGACCAGAUCAACAAUGAGAACUGCUGGCAGCCCAUCAUGAAGUUCAUUAAUGACCAGUACGAAGCAUACCUGCAGGAGGAGAUAAAUAUCAACAGGAAGAAAAGGAUUCCGGACUCCAGAGUUCACUGCUGCAUAUACUUCAUCCCCCCGACCGGACACUGUCUGCGGCCUCUUGAUGUAGAAUUCAUGAGACGUCUCAGUAAGGUGGUCAACAUUGUCCCAGUCAUUGCCAAGGCAGACACACUCACCCUGGAGGAGAGGGACUUCUUCAAAAAGAAGAUCAGGGAAGAGCUGCGAGCCAACGGGAUUGACGUAUACCCCCAGAAAGAAUUUGACGAGGAUGCUGAGGACAGAAUGAUCAAUGAGAAGAUCAGGGAGAUGAUCCCUUUUGCCGUGGUGGGCAGCGAUCAGGAGUACCAGGUCAAUGGCAGGAGGCUGCUGGGGAGGAAAACCAAGUGGGGAACCAUUGAAGUUGAGAACAUAGCCCACUGUGAGUUUGCCUAUUUACGGGAUCUCCUCAUCAGGACCCAUAUGCAGAACAUUAAGGACAUCACCAGCAGCAUCCACUAUGAAAUGUAUCGCGUGAGGCGCCUCAAUGAGAAUAACACAGUGGUGACUCAUGCCAAUGGUAUCCCUGAGCAUCAUCUUGCUGCCCAUGAGAUGUAGACACCGCCCGCUGCAGUCGACCUCAACUUGGUCUCAUUAAUUUGCUAUAAGACUUUGACCGUCAUUGACAGUCUUCCCACCACUCCAGCCCUCCACUCCAUCCAUCUUCUACUCACAGGUGGGAUAGAAACAUAAAAGCCUGCCAGGGGGACUUUGUUUUCAGUGACUUUUGGCGGCUAAAUGGGCUGUUCAUGUCAGUUUAUUGCCUGAUUAACAAACACUAUCCUCUCACUAUCCUCUCUGACAAAGAGAGUGAAGAGCAGUUUGAUUCUUUGUAAUGUGCUGCAGCUUGAUUUUUACCUGCUUCCAGAUCUUACAGUUAACCUUUGGUUUUUACUUGUGGUGCCAAACUUUAGGCAUCUGCCAAAGAGAACGAGCUGACGCUUGAUAUCUGCAAGUGUCAGAAUUGCCUUAAUCAAUAACAAGUUAACCUCGUCCACUUUUGCUUUUUUCAAGAUUGAUAUUUCUUAGCAGUGCUUAUAAGAUUUCAUGCAGUAACAGAAGCACAGUUUGCUGUCAUCAUGCACACAGCUGUAUCAAUAUAUGUGGGAAGUGAUGAUAUUCAUUAUUGCACUUGAUCACUACAUAGUCACUACAUAGUCAUUGACAAGCAUUGUUGGAACGGUGCUGGGCAGCACUUUGCCAACAUGUGACACACAUACAGGCAUACCAGUCUGUGUGUGUGUGUGUGUGUGUGUGUGUGAGAUGCAACAUCAUUCUGCUCUCUCCCCACAGUUACACAACAACAACAGAAAUGGCUGUCAAAUAGCACAUCAUGUUUGAGUUUAUCAUUUUAUUUUUGUCACAAGCUGUGUUUUGCUUUAACUGUUUAAUGUUUGUGUCAUGUUAAAUAUGGAUGUCAGGUCCUUGAAAUCUUUUUUUUAAAUUCCCAGUAAUAAAUGUCUUUGUUUUAUGAUAGAAAUAUCUUAAGAGUGAUUCAAGAUGAGUAAGUAUUUAUGCACGAUAUAAAAUGUGAAAGUUUGUCAUCAGUUUUGGUCCACUUAUUCGGAUUAUUCGCACAAACACAUACAGACACACACAAGCACACAUGCAAAUACUUUUCAUGCUUUUGGGCCCAUGGAAGUGCCUUAUUUAUUGGAGAAUGUUUGCUAGCAUGAUGGCUGAAACUGGAAAGAGAUCAGGUUUGUUGGUGCCAAGUUGAGCUACAUUUAGACAUUUUUCAAUGCUCUUACUCCAUUUAUCUAGAAAAUGAAUAUUUUCUUCCAUCGACCAGCUCGCUCUUACUUCUGUUUUCCAUAAUAUACAAAGGAUCUUUAUCUGUUUGAACCGUAUAGUAUAAUUCCCUAAGCUGUCACUGUCAUGCCAUGUCCUGUAUAUUCUUCUGUGUUCUGAUGCAUUUUUUGUACUUGUAUUAUUGAUAAUAACAAAUUUUCCUUUAUCUUAUUUUAAAGAAAUAAAGAUUAAAUUGUAAAUAUA